Molecule: messenger RNA, 2022 nt
Organism: Phytophthora sojae
Lineage: Eukaryota; Oomycota; Peronosporomycetes; Peronosporales; Peronosporaceae
Exons: 2
Coding region: 1-2022 (673 amino acids)
Source: RefSeq, a predicted model, not a curated record
AUGGCUGCAUCCUUGCUCUCUCGCGGUUCCUACCUCCUCGUCUUCCCGGAAGACCUGAACGGGUCCAUCGCCUCCCCGGUCUACGCGAAGAUCUCGAACGCCAGAGGCACGGCGGUGACGGCGCUGCUCGACGCGGAUGGCGACGAGUGGGGACCUACGGUGAAGCUGCCAAGAGCUACUGCUCUGGCAAGAAAAGUCGACAGCAGGGAUGCCGAAGGCGAGAAACUAUGUGCCUGGGUCCGACAAGAUGUGUGUGCCAAGAUCGACGGCCACUUCUGCUACGGUCAAGUCACGGGACCCUCCGAGUCGGAACUCAUCAUCAGCACGAAGUCAGGUCCGGUGGAGACCAACAAGGCCGAUAUCUGCGACUCGGUGUAUCCCGUGGUAGCAAUGGUCAUGGGGUGUCACGAGUUCCCGCUUGACAGCUGGAGUUACGACCAACUAGACGAAAUGCAUGGUGCCAUCAUGGAUCGCCUGUUAAAUCCAGCUUGUACGACGGCCAGAAAGCGCGCCCGAGUCUCGCUUCAGCAUGUAAUCAACUACGUAUAUUACAUCGACGGUGGGAAAAAUGCUCCGGUGGACAUGGAAUCCUCCUUUGGUUCCUCUUUCUGCGACCUGAACCCAACCCAACCCGUUGGAACGAGCGUGGGUUCGUCUACACGAAGUCGGAACGAUGAAGGAACGGCUACUGCAGCUCCCGACACCACCGCAUUCUUCGACAUGACUGCCGUGGACGACGAUGCAGAAACCGCGGCAGACGAAGCCGUGCUCGCGCAAGCUUUAAUAUCGAACGGCACCAACGGUGCUGCAAAUGAAGGGCGCCUGGUGCCCAUCAAUCGCUCGCAACAUACUCAGCCAAGACCCGCGGGGCCUGCCCCGGAGCAACAGGGCCAAAGCGGGCACGUACCGUGCUCGGCUGUACCGGUGGUAGCAGAGCGAAUGAUUACCGAGACUUCAGCCGAAGUUGAAAUUCUGGAUCUAAUGCGGAUGCACAAACCGCACCUCCUACCCCACCUCAUGGAGUCUCGCCGAGUGCCCGCCACUGGAGCUAAACGCCCAGCGGAAAAAGCGGAAGACAGAGGGACAGCCAAACGGAGUAAAAUCAGCUUUGCACCAACGCCCGAGCAACGCCAAGUUCAUGACAUCGUCACCUCAGAUGCUUACAAAGGUAAGUCUCCCGCCUCUUGUAUGGAUUCAAUGGUGUCCAACGCCGAGCUCCUGUUGUGGGCCUACCCCGGUGUCGCAAUGCGCGCGUAUGACCUCCAGUUUGGAAGUCGUGGACUUUCGUUUCUACACUUUACGCCUGUGGAUCAUUUGGUUCGGCUCAAGCGUCAGCGGGAAAGCUUCGUGAACAUGAGUGAUUUCUCCGUCUCUGCCAAGUUUCUACCAGCCUCGGACCCCUCGUCGUGGGACGACAUCCUGGCCGGUGCGAUCGGUUUUCAGCAAUACUGUGCGGUGAUGUGUGAUGUGGUGACCCAACAACUCGCCACGACACUCUACAACUUCAUCGGUGCUCUCAAGAGUCGAAACAGGUGGCCCCAGGACAUGCUUCUCACGCUAGUACUGUGGAUCGACUCACAACUCGAGCAAUACAGGAACGCGGUGGCGGUCGACGGUGUAAAUGGGACAGCAACAAGAAACCUGAUUUCGUCACGAUUUAUUCCAGACAACCUCGAGCUACACGGGCUUAUACUAACCGCUCAGCGAGAAAAGAUGGAGGCAAUGACGCGGUCGGCUCCCUGCAACACCACUCGCUCCGAUGAGCAACCACGGCCACCACGUCCCCAGCGGCACGGUAGCAACAAAGGGAGGAAAGUACCUGAGGACAUCCCAAUUCCACGUCAGGAUGGGAAGGAAGUCUGCUUGAAGUUCCUGUCAAAGCGCGGCUGUCCAUCAAGCGACCCGAAUGUGUGCGACUACGCCAGCAGAGUGCACUUCUUCCCGGCAGCGCUGACGGAGAAGCUCAUAGGCUACAUCCGCCACAGAUUCGGCGGCAUCAAUAGCAAGUAUACCUCCACAUGA